This is a messenger RNA of Mauremys mutica (yellowpond turtle), 2492 nucleotides long. RefSeq names its product SIX homeobox 4 (gene SIX4). Gene Ontology annotation, cellular component: transcription regulator complex; nucleus. The record is from RefSeq and is a predicted model, not a curated record. Bases 168 to 2492 code for a protein of 774 amino acids. Gene Ontology annotation, biological process: regulation of transcription by RNA polymerase II. NCBI's taxonomy places the organism in Eukaryota, Metazoa, Chordata, Testudines, Geoemydidae. Gene Ontology annotation, molecular function: RNA polymerase II cis-regulatory region sequence-specific DNA binding; DNA-binding transcription factor activity, RNA polymerase II-specific. The transcript is spliced from 3 exons.
GUCACGUUGGGGGGAGCCGUGGAGAGGAGCGAUCCGUUUACACUACUUUGCUAUAGCAGCUAUCUUAAUGGUUACUGCGUGGCCGGGAGGAAACCUGAUCGGCUAGAUCCAGCCGAAAGCAGGAGGAGUGGACUUUGCGGAGAGAGGGAGAGAAAGGGGGGGAAAACAUGUCUUCUGCCUCCCCCACAGACAAGCUCCCGAGCGCGGUGGAGAUCAAGCAAGAGAAUGUGAUGGAAAUCCUCUCCGAAGCAGGCACGGCGCCCCGGGAAAGGGCAGCCCGCAACCCUGCACCGCCGCCCGCGGCCCCUUUCCCCAUGGAGCAGGCAGGCUCCGCGGCUGGGGAGGAGGGAGCUGCGGAUCAGCUCCUGCUCCACACUGAACUUCUGGCCAGGAAUCACCAUGCUGCCGCCGCCGCCGCCUCCUCCUCCUCUCCCUCCUCCUCCCAGACCCCCCUGGCUUUCUCCCCGGAUCAUGUAGCCUGCGUCUGCGAGGCGCUGCAGCAAGGUGGGAACCUGGACCGCCUGGCCAGGUUCCUGUGGGCUUUGCCCCAGAGCGAUCUGCUACGUGGCAACGAGAGCCUGCUGAAAGCCCGGGCGCUGGUGGCUUUCCACCAGGGCAUCUACCCGGAGCUCUACAGCAUCCUGGAGGGCCACAGCUUCGACUCCUCCAACCACCCGCUGCUGCAGGAGCUCUGGUACAAGGCGCGCUACACCGAGGCGGAGCGAGCCCGGGGCCGACCCCUGGGGGCGGUGGACAAGUACCGGCUGCGGAGGAAGUUCCCGCUGCCCCGGACCAUCUGGGACGGCGAGGAGACGGUGUAUUGCUUCAAGGAGAAGUCCCGCAACGCGCUGAAGGAGCUCUACAAGCAGAACCGGUACCCGUCGCCGGCCGAGAAGCGGAACCUGGCCAAGAUCACCGGCCUCUCCCUUACCCAGGUCAGCAACUGGUUCAAGAACCGGCGGCAGCGGGACCGCAACCCCUCCGAGACCCAGUCCAAAAGUGAGUCAGAUGGCAACCCUAGCACAGAAGAUGAAUCCAGUAAGGGGCAGGAGGAUUUAUCGCCACAUCCACUCCCCAACUCGUCUGAUGGAGCUACAAGCCUAAGCCUUCCCAAUCACAUGGAACCAGUGUACAUGCAGCAGCUUGGAAACACUAAAAUAUCUUUAAGUUCUUCUGGUGUUUUGCUGAAUGGAAACCUAGUGCCUGCCAGUACUUCUUCUGUCUUUCUUAAUGGGAGCUCUUUUCUUCAAGGACCCAAUGGAGUAAUCCUCAAUGGUCUCAACAUGGGGACUUCACAGACAGUAACUUUAAAUCCACCCAAAACCACUUCAAGUGCUGUGAGCAAUGGAGUCUCAAUCACUGACAUACUGGUGUCUUCUUCUGAAGAUGUCAAGGACUUCAAAAUCCUCCAGGCUUCUGUGUCUAAUUCUGCAGCAGCACCAACACCAUACAGUCCCAGUAAUGUACCUGUCUCAUUUCCAGGGUUAAUACCAAGCAGUGAGGUGAAAAGGGAAAGCAUACAAACUGUUGCUUCUCAGGAUGGAGGGUCUGUAGUUACUUUUACUGCUCCUGUCCAAAUAAACCAGUAUGGCAUUGUCCAGAUCCCUAAUUCAGGAACAAAUGGCCAGUUGCUUAAUGGAAGCAUCGGGUUUUCUCCUCUGCAGCUGCCUCCUGUUUCUGUGCCAGCUUCACAAGGUAACAUUUCAAUAAAUCCAAGUACAUCAGAUGGGGGGACUUUUACAAGUGAUUCUUCAACAGCGCAGCAAGGAAAGGUUUUCUUUAGCCCUCUUACUCCCAGUGCAGUGGUGUAUACAGUUCCCAAUUCAGGUCAGGCAAUAGGAUCUGUUAAACAAGAAGGAUUGGAAAGAAGCCUUGUGUUUUCUCAGUUAAUGCCCGUCAGUCAGAAUACACAACUAAACGUAAACGUAUCUUCUGAAAAUGUAGCUGGUGGAGGCCUCCAGUCCAUGGCUUCCUCCUUAGUAAAUGUAACUCCCUCACAUAAUUUUUCCCUAGCUCCACCUUCUCUUUUAAAUGCUACAGAACUGAACUCUGGUAUCUCAGAGAGUCAGUCUAUGUCAGCAGCUGUAACAAAUACAUCUACUGUGAUAUCAAUCAGCAACACUAACUAUGCAACUCUUCAGAACUGUUCCCUCAUUACCAGUCAAGAUCUCAUGUCAAUUUCUACAGCACAGCCUGCACUCCGGGAAAUAGUUUCAACAACUGGAGACCAUGUCAGUCAUCCAUCUGCACAAGUUCAUCCGGAUUUUGUCAGAGAGCACAGGUUAGUUCUGCAGUCAGCACCCGAUGUCAAGGAGAAUUUCUUAUCCAAUUCUGAGAGUAAGUCAACCAGCAAUUUAAUGAUGCUGGACACAAAAUCCAAAUAUGUUAUGAGUAAUAUGGUCGACACAGUCUGUGAAGAACUGGAAACGGACAAAAAAGAGCUUGCCAAACUCCAGACAGUUCAGAUGGAUGAAGAUAUGCAAGAUUUUUAA